Messenger RNA from Rangifer tarandus platyrhynchus (Svalbard reindeer), 2319 nucleotides. The record is from the annotation of a GenBank genome assembly. NCBI's taxonomy places the organism in Eukaryota, Metazoa, Chordata, Mammalia, Artiodactyla, Cervidae.
AUGGGGACUGUACCUGACCCUCUGAGAUCAGCCAAAACAUCCCUGAUUGCAGCUUCCGGAGAAGAAGAGGACCGGGGAGAGGUGCAGGCUGCCUCGCCCCAGCCUCAACCAGAAGUCCUGCGUGAGAACACCAAUGGCCUUUCCAGCACUCCUGCAGAGCCAGACCGCAGCCCCAGGACAGCUGCCAAGGCCCUGAUGCAGGCCGGUGAGCAUGUGCCCACGCAGCCAGCCAUGUCCUCUCCUGACAUUGUUGGUGAGGUGGGGAAGGCAUCUCCCACACUCAACUCUCCUGGCAAUACUCAGCUGUCAGCGGGCAGAGAGCCCACAGCACCAGCCCUGUGUUCUGCAGCAGGCAAGGAUCUGGUAUGUGCAACGUUUACAAUGCCAGCCAAUCAGCACAUCCACCCGGUUGUCCCAGGCAACCAGCCCAACGCCAGCCCCCCAUCAGGACCUGAAGAUACCCUGGUGAAAUCACAGAGAACUGCAGAUGGAGGGCAACCUGAGAAGUCAAGCUGUCCGGUGGGGGUCAUCUGUGGCAAAGAUCAAGUGCCCUGUGAUUUUCCUUCUCAAGAAACAAUGCAGGGAAUGGUGCAAACUGAAGAUGCAGCAGCCAGGGCGUUCAGUCCUACUUCCGCUACUGCAGGUGGACCCGGAGCAGAAAGGCAGCAAGCUGUCUGCACUUCCCAGACCAGGUCCUGUGGCUCUCCAACAGGAGAAGAUGGAUGUUCGGGGAACAAACCGCCCUCUGCCGCCACCUCAGACACCCAGGCCACGACUUCGGUGAUUCCUCAACCAUCCCACCUCCCUAGCAACGGAUCGAUGUUUCCUCCAGAUCCAGAGAAGGUGCCGCUGGCAGCACAGCCUCAAAUGUCAAGGUUUAAAGAAGCAAGUACGAUGACCAGCCAAGCUGAAAAUGAGAUCAAGGAAACCCCACCCAGGGCUCAUCAAGAUGCCGAGGUGCAGGCAGUGGCGAGUGUCGAGAGCAGAUCGGCAUCCACCAGCCCCAGCAUCCUCACUGCAUUCUUAAAGGAAACCCCUGCUCCAGAGCUGUUGGAACAAGAGCAGCUGCGUGUCAUCUGCCAGGGCAGCGCGAGCCGCACGCUGGAGCUGUCUGAGAACAUCCUCGCCCCCGGGGAGGCGGGUCAGUGCCGUGACCUCAUGCCAGCGGUGCACAUCCAGACAGCUGCGGCUGUUUCUGCAGCUUUCCAAGGAGAGAGUAAAUCAGGGAGCCUACCAGUGCAGGUCCUUAAAACCUCAGCCGUCAAUGCUCAGGCGAUGUGUAAAGAAGACGGGAAAUCAGCGGGAAUGAUCCUAGCGGGGCCAGAGCUUACCUUCAGACAGCUUUCGGGUACUAGUUCUACCUCCCUGAAAGCUAGCCCCAGUGACCAGUCUUCUCUUAGCGCAGGACGUCAAGUUGAAACAGGUCACGGAUUAGGGAAGUGUGAAACGAAGCCAUCUGAGUUGGCAGUGGCAACCACCGGUGGCCACGAACCAGACCCCGACUGCAAACUCUCCGACUCCAGUGGCCCUGUCAGCAGAGCCGACCAGUCCAGGAGCUUGGAUCUCACGAAUCAAGGGGAUGCAAGAGAGAAGAGGCUUGCGUCUCCUCAGAUAAUGAAAGAACAAGAAUCUCCUGGCAUCGAUAUCCUGGAGGUGAGGGCAAGAGCAGAGGCCAAAAGCCUACUGCUCAAUCCUAAAUCUCCAGAAAGUGGAGGCGUGGCAUCAGGUGCCAGCCCUACACCCUCCCCAGUUAGAAGGAGCCAGGAGGGCACCGGGGAAGAAACCAGACAGACCAAGACGGCCGCCAGCCUAAGCCUGCCGUCAGACGCCAUCGGGGACUCUAGCCCUGGCUCUGGCAAAAGGACCCCUUCUCGCUCCGUCAAAGCCAGCCCCCGCCGGGCCAGCCGGGUCAGCGAGUUCCUCAAGGAGCAAAAGUUAAACGUGACGGCUGCUGCCGCCCAGGUGGGACUCACGCCAGGGGAGAAGAAGAAGCAGCUGAGUGCCGACUCCAAGCUCCAGCUGAAACAGUCCAAGCGUGUCCGGGACGUGGUGUGGGACGAGCAGGGCAUGACCUGGGAGGUGUACGGCGCUUCCCUGGACCCGGAGUCCCUGGGCAUUGCCAUACAGAACCAUUUGCAAAGACAAAUCAGGGAACACGAGAAAUUAAUCAAAGCUCAGAGCCGGAGGUCCAUCUCCUCAGAUACUUCUUCUAAUAAAAAGCUCAAAGGCAGGCAGCACAGCGUUUUCCAGUCCAUGCUGCAGAACUUGCGACGCCCCAACUGCUGCAUUCGUCCUGCUCCUUCUUCUGUGUUAGAUUGA